AUGGAUACUUUCAAUACAACAGUUGUUGAUUGUGAAUAUUGUGUUAACAGACAUUAUUCAAAUGGUACGACUUCAGAGACACGAUAUGAUUGUAUUCAAUUAACUAAUACAUAUAAAACUAUAUCACAACGAUGUCAAGGAUUUUCUAAUACAACUGAUAUUGGUUAUGGAACAUGUUUACCAUAUCCAUAUGAAUUGUUGAAUACAUCAGUACUUUGUAUUUGUGCUACAGAUAAAUGUAAUACUGAUUUAGCAUCAUGUAACAAAUCAGUAACAAAUCAAAUUCAAUCAAAUUCAGCACCAUCUGUCCUUCCUUCAAUUAUUCCAACCUUAUCAACACCAAUUUCAUGUGUUGAUACACUAAACCAAGUAAAUAUAUCAACAGGUUCAUACUAUAAUUGCAUGCAAUAUGGUUCUUCUUAUGUAAAUUUAACAAAAUGCCAUGAAUAUAUAGUUAAUAAUACAGUUUUAUGUUGGUAUUAUGGUGUUGAAGCUUAUUCUGAACCAAUACCUUUGACCAAGGAUAUAUACACACUACCUACAGUUGAUUUGAUUCAUACAAUAUAUCAAUAUAUUCGAUAUAAUAAUUAUACAUACUUCUCUAAUGAAAGUUCAUCUUUUUUUUAUAUUAGCUCGAGAGAAACAUCUGCUAAUGCAACAGCUAUGAACACAUGUAUAUGUGCUCAAAAUAAUUGUAAUUCAAAUUUAAUUACUUGUCUCACAGCAACCAAAUCAAUAGAAACACAAAAUAAUUCGACAAAUGCUACUCAAACAACUGCAUCACUUACUCAGAUGAAUUCUCCAGAUGAUAACACUUCUCUUGAUAUCUUAUUUAGUAAAUUAAAUAUUCCAUUGAAUUGUCUUGAUAAUUCUCAUAUUCGACAACAUUAUCUCGAAGAAUACUCUGCUAAAUAUUCUAAAGCAAAAUAUUUAUUAAGCAAUGCUCGAAAGAAACAACGGAAAAUUAUUAUUAGUUAUUAUAAAGAAAAAGAAAAACAAGAUAAUAUCGAUGAACUACAAACAAUAAAACAAUCAUUACUUGAAGAAAAUGAAAAAAUAAAAAGAUUUAAAGAAGCUUUAAAAGAUAAACUUCUUGUAUAUCAACAACGUAUACAAUUUCUUAAGGAUGCGGAAUUUUGGUCAGCAUUUGAAAUUCAACAAUUACAAAAUAAUACUAAUGAAUUAUGUCAAGUUAAUACAGAAAAUCAUCCUAGUCUUCCAGAUUUACCUGCCGCCAAUGAUAGUCUCGAUCUAUUACAUGGUCAUGAACACACUAAAUAUCCCGACAAUUUUCUCGAUGAUUCAAGUCUGAAUAAUACUGAUGAUCAUGAUGAUAGUAAACCCAGUUAUCAUGAUUCAUUUCUAAUAAAAGAUCAUCGUUGUAUCGAUAAUAUUUUAAAAUCACGAAAACAAUCACAUAUGAAAGUAAGUUGA
Molecule: messenger RNA, 1434 nt
Organism: Adineta steineri
Lineage: Eukaryota; Metazoa; Rotifera; Eurotatoria; Adinetida; Adinetidae
Source: the annotation of a GenBank genome assembly